GGCUGAGCGGAAGGAUGCGUCAAGCGCCACGUCUGCAGCAGCCACAGAGCGAAGUGUGAGCGCUGAGAGAUAACGAGGGGCGGCGGAGGGAGACACGAUCCGUGCGGUGAAGGUGUGUGAUACGACGGCUGCUGGACACCCUGCGGGAUACGUUAUAGCUGGCGGCACAAUGAACCACACAGAGAAGUCAGAAGAAGACGUUCCAGCUUAUCUACAGGAGGAGAAGCCAGAGGCCACAGUUAAAGACCACCCUCAAGCCCAACCUGGCAUGAUCUCUCGUGUAACGGGGGGCAUCUUCAGCAUGACCAAAGGCGCGGUUGGUGCCACCAUAGGUGGAGUCGCCUGGAUCGGAGGCAAGAGUUUUGAAGUGACAAAAACAGCUGUGACGUCGGUGCCAAGUAUAGGAGUUGGCAUUGUGAAAGGUGGCGUGUCAGCGGUCACUGGGAGCGUUGCUGCCGUUGGCUCUGUAGUCUCCAGUAAAGUCUCUGGGAAGAAGAAGGACAAAUCUGACUGAGCCAAUAUUUAUAUAUUUUUCUUUUCUACGAGAACUGACCCAGCAGUGAUUUGGUGACUGCAGAAUGGGCAAACAAAGAGCACACCACCUAAGACACUUGUUUCUGUAGCCACGGUGCGGUCUGUUGAGCAAGCAGACGGGGAUCGCAUGCAGUCAUGCAGUGAACACGGACUAUGAAGGGUUCAUUGAAACUGCAGUGCAGAUGUUACAUUUUAUUACACCAAAUCAUGUGUUUACUUUGUGUGGUUUUCAUUUUUAUUUUUUUAUUUUUUUUUAUAUAUAUUCUAACUU
Molecule: messenger RNA, 805 nt
Organism: Bufo bufo (common toad)
Lineage: Eukaryota; Metazoa; Chordata; Amphibia; Anura; Bufonidae
Gene: TMEM263
Product: transmembrane protein 263
Exons: 3
Coding region: 170-514 (114 amino acids)
Source: RefSeq, a predicted model, not a curated record